GCAUGCGCCAUAACCAAUCUUCCCUCGCGCAGUGUUCUGUGUGUCUAUCGUAAAGUUCAGCUGAUUUGGAUCGUUGUGUGUCCCCUAAUAAUUGGAAUAAUGGAAAUGUGCUGAUAUCAAAGUUUAUUUCCAGUGGUUUUUAACUUGAUUGUUCAUUCGAAUAAAGAAGUAGAUGUUUUACUAGCAGAUCAAGGAUUCGAGGUCAUUUUCUUGACAUUGCUCAGUGUUACAACCCUAUAUUUUGUACAGACACGUGAAUCGUGUAAACUGCUGUUUUCGUUGGGAUUAGUUUUGGAUUUUUGUUUUAUUCUGUUGUAACUUCUCUUAUUGAAGAUGGCAGAAGCUCACUCUGCUGUUGCUUUCAGUUUUACUAUCAGCCAUGAAGGUGUCAACAUAAACUAUGACCAUGAAAUAUUUUAUGCAGUAUGGCAGAGUGGACUUCGUUCUUGGAGGAGGAGAUUGACUAAAUUUUGGAACAAUAUAUGGACUUGUGCUUAUCCAGCAUCCCCAUAUAGUUUGCUCAUUAUAGCUGUUAUCAUUGCUUUUUUAACAUGGAAAGAAAGAGAUGUUUCGCAUGGAUUUGUUGAUUUUCUGGCUUCACAUUUCACUGACAACCCACUGGUAGCUACUUUCAGUAUAGCAGCAUUUUAUGCCAUGUAUACAAUUAUCUUAUGGCUGAUAUUUGUGAAUACUGUGAGAUACUGUGUUAAAUUGCUACUAGUAUAUAAAGGAUGGAUGUACGAAGCUCGUUCUGGAAAAAUGUCACUGAAAACAAAAUUAUGGCUUGCUGUUAUGAAAUUAAUUGCAAAAAGGAAACCUCAAUUGUACAGUUUUCAGGGUUCUCUUCCAAAUCUCCCCGUACCUUCUGUAGAAGAUACUAUGUCACGAUAUCUGCUAUCAGUGAGAUCAUUGCUUGAUGAUGAAAAAUUUAAGAGAAUGGAUAUGCUAGCUAAAGAAUUUCAAAAUGGCAUUGGAAAAAAGUUGCAACGGUACCUAAUAUUAAAAUCAUGGUGGGCUACGAACUAUGUUUCUGAUUGGUGGGAAGAAUUCAUUUAUCUUCGUGGGCGAGGACCUCUAAUGAUCAAUAGUAAUUUUUAUGGAAUUGAUGCCAUUUUAAUACAUCCAACGCAGAAUCAAGCUGCUAGAGCUGCUGGUUUCAUUCAUGCCGCAUUACUUUUCAGACGAGCAAUAGAUCGGCAAACAUUAAACCCUAUAAUGGUGCAAAAUAUUGUUCCUUUGUGUUCAGCUCAAUAUGAACGAACAUUUAAUACUACUCGUAUUCCUGGGAAAGAAACUGAUAAACUGAUACAUUUUGAUGAUAGUCAACAUGUUGUUGUAUACCAUGCUGGGCGAUACUUUAAGCUUCCUGUGUAUUAUAUGGGUCGCUUACUGCGACCAUGUGAAUUACAAAGGCAAAUUGAAAAAAUUCUUCGUGAUCCAUCUCCACCUCAGCCUGGGGAGGAACAUCUUGGUGCAUUAACUGCUGUUGAGAGAACUGUGUGGGCUGAAGUAAGAGAAAAGUACUUUUGCAAAGGUAUCAACAAAGCAUCAUUAAACACCAUAGAAAAGGCUGCAUUUUUCGUAGCUCUUGAUGAAGAGUCGUAUAAUUUUGAUUCUAAAGAUCCUACUAAGUUGAAUCAGUUUGGCCGUGCUAUGCUUCAUGGAAAAGGUUAUGAUCGUUGGUUUGACAAGUCAUUCACCAUAAUUGUGGCUAAAAAUGGCAGAGUUGGAUUAAAUGCUGAACACUCUUGGGCUGAUGCACCAAUUAUGUCACAUGCUUGGGAGUUCUGUUUAGCACAAGAAUUCAAUUCUAACUGGUAUGAUGCUGAUGGAAAUUGUGUUGGGGAAUCCAAAAAUAACUUAUUCCCACCAAGUCAUUUGAAAUGGGAUUUCUCUAAUGAAGCUAUAGAAGUAGUAGAAAAUUGCAUGCAGUCAGCUCAAACUGCUAUUGAUGAUGUAGACCUCAGGUUAUUAAUGCAUGAUGCAUAUGGCAAAGGGUUUAUUAAAAAGUGCCGUGUUAGUCCUGAUGCUUAUAUACAAAUGGCUUUUCAACUUGCUUAUUAUAGAGAUUCUCGAAAAUUCAGCCUUACUUAUGAAGCUUCAAUGACUCGCUUGUUCCGUGAAGGUCGAACAGAAACAGUAAGACCUGUCACUACAGAGUCUUGUGCAUGGGUGAAAUCAAUGAUAAAUCCUAAUGCUACAAAUGAAGAGAGAAUAAGAUUACUUCGUAUAGCCUGUGAUCGUCAUCAGAAGGGUUAUCAAGAUGCAAUGUGUGGUAAAGGCAUUGAUCGUCACUUGUUCUGCUUAUAUGUAGUAGCUCGGUACCUCAAUGUAGAAUCGCCAUUUUUGGAUGAAGUUCUGAGUGAACCCUGGAGACUCUCAACCAGUCAGACUCCUCAUGGGCAGACUGAUUUGAUGGAUUUAAGGAAAAAUCCUGAUCAUAUAUCAGCUGGUGGUGGUUUUGGACCUGUUGCUGAUGAUGGAUAUGGGGUUUCUUACAUAAUAGCAGGAGAAGAUAUAAUAUUCUUCCAUAUAUCAAGCAAAGUAUCAUCUCCAGAAACAGAUUCAGAACGUUUCAGAAGACAUAUUGAACAGGCUUUAAUGGACAUGAAAACUCUUUUUGAUCAAAAGGCUUGAAGAAUGAAGCAAACUUUUUGAUGUCAUUGAAUUUUUAUUGGCAUUUUAUUUGCCAAAUGUUGCUUUUUUACCAUUAUGUGCCUCCAAAUCUCUCAAGAAUGCAAUAUUGUGAAUAUUUAAGCAAAUUAAAUAAGCGCUUUGUUUUUACAAACUGUAAAUAUAUAUGGGACUUUGCUACCCAUAUAUAAUAAAUUUUAGAUUUAAGAAAAAUAUAAGAACUGUUAUUGGGAAUAAAAUUAUUAUGUAUCUUAUUGUAUUAAAGCAUUAUGUUUUGUCAAGGUUUGAAUAAAAUUUGGUAUCCAUUUAUUGGCACAAUUAGAGUAGUGAUUCUCAGAAUUAUCUGUGAUCAUCGUUGGUUUGCUAGUCUUAAAUUUUAAAAAUGUGAGAAAAAUGAUGCAAUUCAAGAAUUUUAAAUGAGUUAUUUUAAAUUUGCCUAUAGUUUUUUUUUUUUUGUGUCAAGUCUUAUUUUUUUGUUGAAGUGAUUUACUACUCAGAUGCUGUUAAAUUAUUAAUGCUGUGAAGUAAUAAAAUGGACCACUCUUCCCCUAUUUAUAAUGCGGUUUUUAUGCAUUUAUGCCUUUUAAAACUCUGAAAUGUUCAUGUUACUGCAGACCAAAAAGUUUUUGUUCAUGUUUUUCAUCUUUUAACUUAUUAGCAUUUUGUAUGAACAAAUAUCUAAUUUUACUAAAUAUAGUUAAUGUGAAAUUUAAGCAAAAUCCAAAGUAAAUUCAUUUUAAUUUUCUGUGUAUUGUUUUACUUCAAAAUAUAUUGGAUAGCAUUAAUGUUUUAUUGAGGUACUUGUCCAUUGUGAUUAAAUCAAUGCAAGAAAGUAUGCCCUGCUUGCUACUUUAUGUUGUUGUAAUAUUGAAUUUAAUUAAUUUAUUGCCAAAACACUACUUCAUUGAAAAUUUUGAUCACUUGUAGUUCAUGUUAAGUACAAUGAUUACUACAUGCAAUUAUCAAUGCAACUUACUUGUUAUCAAUGCAAUUUAUGUAUUUGUGUUGUUUUUUAAUUUUAGUCUUGUUUGGUUGGUUUGGUUAUGAUUUGAAAUAAGGUUGUUCCAAAGUUUCUUUUUUAUUUAUGCAUUGGCAGCUGGUUUCAUUAGAUAGUUGUCUUUUUUUUAAACUUUCAUUUUCUUAUUUUUUCAUGCAGUCUCUUGCUGUUAGCUGUAAUUUAUUUGGCAUAGUAAUUUUGAAAAAGGUAAAGGUUUAUAUUUCUGGUUUCAUAGUUAAAAUAUAAAAAAUUAUUUAAUUCCUGUUUAGAUAGAUGUUUCAGUCAAAAAUAAGUACGACUUCAGUAUUAUAAAUAUAUGUAAAUGGUAUAAAUACUAAAUAUUAGAGUUUGUAAAUCAGCACAAGCAUGGUAUUUUCUUUCUAUUUAUCAAGUUUUAAAUUAUUUCAUUAUUAUUUAAAUUGUAUGAUUUCUGAAUUAAAUUUUACAUAAAAAAGUCUGUAGCCUUUUAUUAGGAAAAGUUAUGAAAGACCCUUAUGAUCCUUCUGUUCGUACCACUUUUAACCAAAUGAAUUGUUAUAGAAUAUUUUAAAUGCUCAUUAAAUCGUCAUAAUAAUGCUGUUUAAUGUUUUAAAUUAAAUGUAUUAAAUGUCAUUAGAGGUGAAAGUAUUGAAUUCAUUUGUCUGUCUGGAUAUAUUAAGUAUACAUUACUUCAUACAUAAUACUAGCUUCAAAAGUAGUGUCUUCAGGAGCAUUUUGCCCAUAUUUUCUUUUUCUCUGGAAUAAUUCUGUAUGUGUUAUUUCAAACCCAUAAGUUUUUUUUCAUGGUUUAAUUUUUGGAAAUGCUUUAACAUCUUGAUCACUUAGGCUUUUUUCUUAAUGAAUUUCCCAACUAUUUUAAAAUUAUGAUUUAUAGAAUUUUUGAUGAAUGCAUCUAAAUUUUCUUUUGAAUUACAAAUUAGCUUUAUAUGCAUGGACUGAAAAAAACCACCCUCAGGAAUAUAUAUAUCUUUAAAGAAAUAUAUAUUUAAAGUAAACUAUUGUAUGUGAUUUUAUUAAGUAUUAUUGCUAUGUUGUUUUAUUAAUAAACCUUGAUUUGUUCUUAAGCUUCUGCAUACAUGUGUAUGUGUUAUAGGAUAUCAAUUUGUUUUAACGAAAUUAAAAUAUUGUUGCUAUUGGAAUGUUUGUUAUUAUUAUAAUUUGGCUUAAUGCUAAGUUUAUAUGUUCUGCUCAUGUUGCUGAAAUUAAACUGAUAAAAAUUUAGGCUAGGUUAAAUAUGAAAUUGCCAAACUAAUAUUUGAAUAUGCAACUUAUUGAAAUUCAGAACACUGAAUUAAAAUAUUUAAUUAAAGAAUUUUUGAUAAAGCUGAGUAUCAAAUAAGAAAACUGAAGAGAAUAAAAAUAGUUACAUCUACAUUACAGCACUCUAUUUAACUUUUUGCAUGCAUAUUUUUGAAAUUUUCAUUUGGUACUGCAAUAUGUUUGCAGUGUGCUUCUUUUUUUUUUUUUUUUUUUUUUUUUUUUUUUUUUUUUUCCAAUAAAUCUCUUCAGAGUUGCUAGAGGAAGGAUAAAUACCACGAUUUGUAUGAUAGGUAAGUUUUCGAAGAGUUGGGAAUCUGAGGCAAAAAACUCAAAAAUAAUGAAUUUCAGUUUUAUGAUAAUUUUAUUCCUCAUUUUGGUAAUUAGAAUUCUUAUUUAUUUAUUUGAAUCUUUCAUUUAAAUAAUUAAUAGGGAUUAAAGUGAUGCCAUGAAUAACAAAUUGCAAAUUUCAUCAGUAAUUGCAUACAAGUUGAAUGAGAUUUGAAUGUCAAAGGCAUAUGUAAAAUUUAUGCAUUUGUGUUUUUAAUCUGGGUAUACUUAUUCUUUAAAUUGUAUCUGGUAUCAUACCAUUGGAUGAACUAAACUAGUGUUUCAAGAACAAUUCCUGAGGGUGAUAUCAUUGAGUAUCUGUGAAUUUAAUCUAUUUGUAAUUUGAGUAUAGUAUUUUCGGAAAUAUAAGCCUUUAAUUGUGCUUUUAUUUAUAUUCAUGUGGCUGAAAAUAUGGUCUCAACUUUUGUUUCAUAACCAAACUAAAUGAAACUCAUCAUGGUGUAUAAAGUAUGUUUAAUGUGGUAUAAAAAAACUGCUGGAGUUUUGACUUUAAAUGAAGGUAAAACUAUGUUUGCAGUUUUCUGUAAAAAGUUAAUAAAAUUCCAUUUGACAAAUA
Messenger RNA from Stegodyphus dumicola, 5795 nucleotides. RefSeq names its product carnitine O-palmitoyltransferase whd (gene whd). Lineage: Eukaryota; Metazoa; Arthropoda; Arachnida; Araneae; Eresidae. Gene Ontology annotation, biological process: carnitine metabolic process; fatty acid metabolic process. Gene Ontology annotation, molecular function: carnitine O-palmitoyltransferase activity. Gene Ontology annotation, cellular component: mitochondrion. The record is from RefSeq and is a predicted model, not a curated record.